GAGCUGGAGAGGGUGGCGGUGAGCGGCGGCAGAGGCUGCGGGGUUCGAUUAGGUGACGAGGGAGUCAGCAGGCGACAGGUGCUUAAGAGUGCAGACAUCCUGAGAGCAGCCUCUGUCCGAUGAGAUUUGCCACGACUUCAAUCUCAAUUUUAUCGGCCUUCUGCUGGCUUUGGAAUCUGUUCUUCUGGCCCUCCCUUUCACCCAUACCUCCCAGUCAGGUUUUCCCUUGGGAAACAGAUGGUGAUUUAGAGUCCUGGGAAGAGGGGAGUGCCGUGUCCUGCAAUCUCCUCUAAGCUGGUUGGUGGCAGAUGGCCACCAUGACCUGAGUCUACUACUGAGGGAUGGGAGCACUCAGGAAGAAUGCUAGGAGCAGACACUUCCUUAGUGUUAUCACACUGGCCCUUGCAAGUGUUUGUAGGACAGAUAGACCUCUGACCAGGCUUUCUGCUUCUGCAUCCCUCCAGGUCAUUCAUUCAACAAAUAUUUAUUGAGUACUUCCAUGAGCCAGGAGCCAUGCGGGGCCAGCGGAGCCUGCUGCUGGGCCCAGCCCGCCUCUGCCUGCGCCUGCUCCUGCUCCUGGGCUACCGGCGCCGCUGUCCCCCACUGCUGCGGGGCCUGGUGCAGCGCUGGCGCUACGGCAAGGUCUGCCUGCGCUCUCUGCUCUACAACUCCUUCGGAGGCAGUGACACUGCUGUCGACGCUGCCUUCGAGCCUGUCUACUGGCUGGUGGACAACGUGAUCCGCUGGUUUGGGGUGGUGUUCGUGGUGCUGGUGGUCGUCCUGACCGGCUCCAUCGUGGCCAUCGCCUACCUGUGUGUUCUGCCCCUCAUCCUCCGAACCUACUCAGUGCCCCGACUCUGCUGGCAUUUCUUCUAUAGCCACUGGAAUCUGAUCCUCAUCGUCUUCCACUACUACCAGGCCAUCACCACUCCGCCUGGGUACCCACCCCAGGGCAGGAAUGAUAUCGCCACAGUCUCCAUCUGUAAGAAGUGCAUCUACCCCAAGCCCGCCCGAACGCACCACUGCAGCAUCUGCAAUAGCUAUGGAAGCUGGGACCUGUUUAGAGAGGCUUAUGCUGCCAUCGAGAAAAUGAAACAGCUCGACAAGAACAAACUACAGGCGGUUGCUAACCAGACUUAUCACCAGACCCCACCACCCACCUUUUCCUUUCGAGAAAGGAUGACUCACAAGAGUCUUGUCUACCUCUGGUUCCUGUGCAGUUCCGUGGCACUAGCCCUGGGUGCCCUAACUGUAUGGCAUGCUGUUCUCAUCAGUCGAGGGGAGACCAGCAUCGAAAGGCACAUCAACAGGAAGGAGAGGCGUCGGCUGCAGGCCAAGGGCAGAGUAUUUAGGAAUCCUUACAACUAUGGCUGCUUGGACAAUUGGAAGCUAUUCCUGGGUGUGGACACAGGAAGGCACUGGCUCACCCGAGUGCUGCUACCUUCCAGUCACCUGCCCCAUGGGAAUGGAAUGAGCUGGGAGCCCCCUCCCUGGGUGACAGCUCACUCGACCUCUGUGAUGGCAGUGUGAGCUAGGUUACGCCAGCCACAACUUGAGUAUUCAUUCUGCUUCUUACGUUGCCUCAAGGGCCUCCAAGGGCAGAUUUUCCUGGAAUCCUUGGUCAAAAAGAGCCAUUAAGCCUGCCUUAAGAUAGCAUGCUGGGACAGCUCAAGGACCAACCUUCUGGACAAUGCAGAAGACAGGAUGUGAAGUCCUAUGACUGAUGUCCCUUUACUCAGGCAAACUGGAGUCCCAGCCCAAGACCAGGGCUCAGGCAGCUAGCUCUUCCCCGGUGCCGACCCUGCCUCCCCGGUUACAGCACUGGGCUGGCACCUCGUCCCUGCAGUCUGAGAAGACAGCAGAGAGCAGGCUGCUGCUGACUGAGGUCACUGCCACUUCUCACAUGCUGCGGAAGGGGGCAGAAAUAAAGGUAUUUGAUUUUUAAAGCCA
Molecule: messenger RNA, 1950 nt
Organism: Tupaia belangeri chinensis (Chinese tree shrew)
Lineage: Eukaryota; Metazoa; Chordata; Mammalia; Scandentia; Tupaiidae
Gene: ZDHHC16
Product: zDHHC palmitoyltransferase 16
Exons: 12
Coding region: 514-1530 (338 amino acids)
Molecular function (GO): palmitoyltransferase activity
Source: RefSeq, a predicted model, not a curated record